AGUAUUGUCCUUAUCUUAAUUUCUUCGUCACCCUUUUCACUCUCUCACUCACUCUCAUAUCCGUUUUCUGUUUCCAGUUGCCAUGGAUGAUGGAAUUGUUAGAAUGGGGGAAGCGGCUCAUGUGGGAAACAUUGAGGGCAUAUAUCAACUGCUUGAGCAGGAUCCAUCUGUUCUGCGAAGAAUUGAAGAUGAUUUGCCUUUUGCUCAAACGCCCUUGCACAUAGCCGUUCAACAUAUGGUUCCGGAUCCGCAAAAUGAUGAACAAAUUAGAGCUGAAAGUACACGGUAUGGUGAAUUUGCUUUGGAAAUGAUGAACUUAAAGCCAUCAUUUGCUAGAAAGUUAAACCCAUCUGGGUUAAGCCCUAUACAUCUUGCUGUGCAAAAUAAUCAGACUUUCGUGGUACGAGAGCUCCUAAAAGUCGACAAAGAUCUAGCUCGUGUUAAAGGCAAGGGUGGUCAGACCCCUUUGCAUUUUGCCGCAGACCAAGAAGCACUGGAUCUUUUAGUUGAGUUUCUGGAGGCAUCCCCUGAAUGCAUCACAGAUGUGAACAUACACGGCCAGACUGCUCUCCAGGUUGCUGUAAAAAACGGACGCUAUGAAGCUGCAAAGUUCUUGGCUUCUUGGAUUUACAGGAGCACCCACAAAGAUAGCGCAGCUUGGGAAAGGGCAGUGUUGAAUGGGAAGGACCAAGAAGGAAACACUGUAUUGCAUAUAGCCGCAUUAAAUAAUGAUCCCCAG
Messenger RNA from Rubroshorea leprosula, 739 nucleotides. NCBI's taxonomy places the organism in Eukaryota, Viridiplantae, Streptophyta, Magnoliopsida, Malvales, Dipterocarpaceae. The record is from the annotation of a GenBank genome assembly.